Mesocricetus auratus (golden hamster) is the source of this 3886-nucleotide messenger RNA. RefSeq names its product transcription factor 12 (gene Tcf12). Gene Ontology annotation, molecular function: protein dimerization activity; RNA polymerase II cis-regulatory region sequence-specific DNA binding; DNA-binding transcription factor activity, RNA polymerase II-specific. Gene Ontology annotation, cellular component: transcription regulator complex. Lineage: Eukaryota; Metazoa; Chordata; Mammalia; Rodentia; Cricetidae. Gene Ontology annotation, biological process: regulation of transcription by RNA polymerase II. The record is from RefSeq and is a predicted model, not a curated record.
GUAUAUGCACCAUCCCCAAAUUCUGAUGAUUUCAACCGUGAAUCUCCUAGUUAUCCAUCUCCCAAGCCACCAACCAGUAUGUUUGCUAGCACUUUCUUUAUGCAAGAUGGGACUCACAGUUCUUCUGACCUUUGGAGUUCAUCAAAUGGGAUGAACCAGCCUGGUUUUAGUGGAAUUCUGGGGACCUCAACUUCCCACAUGUCUCAGUCAAGUAGUUAUGGCAGCCUUCAUUCACAUGACCACUUGAGUUAUCCUCCACACUCAGUGUCACCUACAGACAUAAGCACGAGUCUUCCACCAAUGUCCAGCUUCCACCGUGGCAGCACCAGCAGCUCACCGUAUGUUGCCGCCUCCCAUACUCCUCCCAUCAAUGGAUCAGAUAGCAUUCUAGGAGCCAGAGGGAAUGCUGCUGGAAGCUCACAGACGGGUGAUGCACUUGGAAAGGCUUUGGCAUCUAUUUAUUCUCCUGACCAUACAAGCAGUAGUUUUCCAUCAAAUCCAUCAACACCAGUGGGAUCUCCUUCACCUCUCACAGGUACCAGUCAGUGGCCCAGAGCAGGAGGACAAGCUCCUUCAUCUCCAAGCUAUGAAAACUCGCUUCACUCCCUGAAAAAUCGAGUUGAGCAGCAACUUCACGAGCAUUUGCAAGAUGCAAUGUCCUUCUUAAAGGAUGUCUGUGAGCAGUCUCGAAUGGAGGACCGUUUAGACAGACUGGAUGAUGCUAUUCAUGUGCUUCGGAACCAUGCAGUUGGACCUUCUACCAGUCUGCCUACUAGCCACAGUGAUAUACACAGUUUAUUGGGACCAUCCCAUAAUGCACCAAUUGGAAACCUCAAUUCAAACUAUGGAGGAUCAAGCCUUGUUACAAACAGUCGAUCAGCUUCGAUGGUUGGAACUCAUCGAGAAGAUUCAGUCAAUCUCAAUGGCAAUCAUUCAGUUCUGUCUAGUACUGUUGCUGCCUCAAACACAGACCUGAACCAUAAAACACCAGAAAAUUACAGAGGUGGUUUGCAAAAUCAGUCUGGAAAUGUUGUUCCAACAGAAAUCAAGACUGAAAACAAAGAAAAAGAUGAGAACCUUCAUGAGCCUCCUUCAUCAGAUGACAUGAAAUCAGAUGAUGAAUCUUCCCAAAAAGACAUCAAGGUCUCGUCUAGAGGCAGAACAAGCAGUACCAAUGAAGAUGAGGAUCUGAAUCCGGAACAGAAAAUUGAAAGGGAGAAGGAAAGGCGGAUGGCUAACAAUGCUAGAGAGCGCCUGCGUGUGCGGGAUAUUAAUGAAGCAUUCAAAGAGCUUGGCCGAAUGUGUCAGCUUCAUUUGAAGAGUGAAAAACCUCAGACAAAACUCCUCAUUCUUCAUCAGGCCGUGGCAGUCAUCCUUAGUCUAGAACAGCAAGUCAGAGAGAGGAACCUCAACCCCAAAGCAGCCUGCCUUAAGAGAAGAGAAGAAGAAAAGGUCUCUGCUGCGUCAGCAGAGCCACCAACCACGCUGCCCGGAACCCAUCCUGGGCUUAGCGAAACUACCAACCCUAUGGGUCAUCUGUAAACAUCAGCCAGUUCCAGUGUCAGCAGUAGGCUAGAUAGAAGAUGACCUCUCCUCAUAAAGACUUGGACAACUCAGAUUAUCUGAAGACACAAACCAACCUGACAGGAAGGAGAAGAAAAACAAAACACUUGAAGCAAGAAACUCAAAUAUAAUCCUAUGAUCAAAGCAACUGGUCAACACUUCCAUCAGAAGUGAGGAUAGGAAGCUCAUGAGAGAACGCCGGCCCAUGAGGUGUUUACAGCAUAUCAUUCUGCUGUAAGCAAUGUGUCGCUUCUGCACAAUCAGAGACUGUCUCAUCUCUCCACUCAACGUGGAAGUUGCCUUGUGCCUAAACUGAAUUGACAAAUGCAUUGUAACUACAAAUUUUAUUUAUUGUUAUGGAACUGUGAGGUCUACAUAUAAAGGGAAAAAGUUCAUGUGGGAAGCUGAUCUACACUCAGCUGAUGCCAGCAUUGUUAAAGCUGUUCACAAAGCAGUGGCAACCAUUGGCCCUUAGCAUUCCCGGCAUACCUGUUAGUGUCUUAAAAAGGAAGGGAGUCCUUUGUUGCCCUCUCCGACCUUCGCCAUAUGAAUAGUGUUUUCCAUGAAAUAGGAAAAUAUUAAUUGGUAUAGCAUUUCUCUCUUGUUUUUUCACUCAUUUUUAUUUUCUCUUUGUGGGUGUUCUAUUUGAUCUGAGUCUGCAUAGGUUAUGGUCACAGUCCAGAACCCUCCUUACAGCCCUGUGUGCUUUGUUCAUGUCCUUGCAGUGGUAAGCAGACACCAUCUGUGACCAUAGCCUAGCUAAGAUUUUGAAAGGGGAAAUUUUGUCCCCUGGAUUUGCCCCCAAAUAAACAUUGCUUUAUUUCUAAUAAUCACUAAGACUUUUCAGGCUUCUAGGUUUCAUAGUAAAGCUAUAAUAGCAAGAAGUGUAACUUACAAGGGAGAGUCUACUUUUUAGAAAUUGCUUUGUUUUCCAAGCAGUAAGUACUACAUAAUAUAGUACUUGUAAAGUGUUAGCUGUAAGUAAGCACAAAAUGCAUUCAGUACAAUACAAAGAUGACUUUUCAGGCUAUGAUCAUGGUGAGUAACAAAAGCCAGUAGUCACCGGGACAGGCAGUGUGAUGAAUGCACACAACCACUCUGAGGCUAAUUACCUAUGGAAUCUAAGAGCAAUGGUCACAUUUCCUUAUCCUAGCCUUUACUUCUCUGUCCUUUGGGUGGCUGGUCAGUGAGGGUGUGAGGCAGGAGGGUGAUUUAAUCACCUGCAAACCACCUGCCCCCACCUCAAAGAGAGCCGGAUUAGUGCUGAGCUGUACUUGUUAGUUCAUCUUAGCAUUAUGCAUUAAAGAAAGCCCCUCUGUCUCUAAUCCUUCAUAGUUGUAUUUAAGACACAGUAAUCACUUUGAACUUCCAUGAAAUCUGUCUUCCACCACAGCAGCCCUGGGAGAGAAAAACAUGCUGAACACGAUGGUCUUGGCUAAGUAAUUCCAUAGAGCCAGUAUCAGUCGCAGUCUGCACACAGAAGAAAAAUCCCAAGUCGUUUUGUAACUUAUAGACUCCGGAGAAUUUGAAAGAACAAACUAUUAAGACAGCACUUCAGAUCCUCCAUCAGGACUUUCUAACAAGUCGGACUUAGGUGAAUUUAGUGGACUUGAUUUGUAUACCUUAAUUUGCAUAUGUUCUCCAGUUACAUCAGACUCUAUCUGUGGCCUUGUUCUUCAUUUCAGUGUUAAUCAGCUAAAACAGAAGUUGUUGCUUAUGAUGUAUGAGUGAACAUAAGCCACUGCCUGGCCUUUUUUCUUCAGAGCUUGUUGUCUUUUUCGCUAUAUUAGACUUUGCAGUAUGCCCAGAAGCUUUCCUUCAUAAAAUAGAAAGAAAAAAACAUUUGGCUUAUUUUUCACUGUAGCUAGUCUUUUAUACAAUAAUCUUGUAAGAAAAUUUCUUGAAUUCUAAAUAUUACUCUUUCUAGAUUUUUGAAAUCAAAAAUUUUCAGUAAAAAGUUUCUUACUUUAUUUUAUUAUAUUAGGUAGUUAAAGAAAAUGUAGGGUUAUUUACCAUAACCUGUUCAUUAAUAUCAGAAAUUUACAAUAGCAUUUUAAGAGCAUAGUAGGUUCUAGCAUACCGUGUAGUUCCUAUGGAGUAUUGUGAGAGCGAAUUGUUGGAGAUGAGCUGCUUUUCAUCUUGUUCUCCAGUUUCCAUUGUUGGUUUAUUGCAGAUUUGUAUCCUGUGUCAAAUUCAAGGUAUUAUUGAUAAACCUUUUCAACCAGCAGCAAGAAGUUCAAAUUUUUUUUUCUGUCACUGUAACAGAAAACACAGUAUGUAUAUAACAUUUAUGUAGCAAUAAAUGUGCCAUCCUUUUUUUUAA